CAGAGCUCCAGUCUGAUGUGGAGCUUCAGUUCCAGGCCUUUGGGUUUGAUUUAGUGUCGGUGUGUCGGUGGGGUUUCUGCAGAACAGGGACGGUGGCAUCAGUCAUGGCAGAAGCGGAGUUACAAACCUUUACCUCGAUCAUGGACGCGCUGGUUCGCAUCAGUUCUAACAUGAAGAGCAUGGAGCGGGAGCUGCAUUGCCCGGUGUGUGACGAGAUGGUGAAGCAGCCCAUCCUCUUGCCGUGUCAACACAGUGUGUGUCUGCUGUGUGCGGCUGAGGUGUUAGUGCAAAGGGGAUAUCCUCCUCCUGAGCUGCCUCCAGAACCCCACUCUCCGGCCUCCACGCCCAACACCCGCUCCCCGCGACAGGCACGCAGACCCACACCAAGGACCCCCGACCGCCUGGAACGGGUCCUCAGAACAGUGUGUGGGACAUACCCAGGGCGAAGGCGGAAAGACGCAGCCCAUCCCCCCAUGUUGUUCCCAUGUCCUUCCUGUCAGCAGGACGUGGAGCUUGGAGAAAAAGGCUUGACAGAAUGCCUCCGCAACCUCACUCUGGAGCGUAUUGUGGAGAGGUACAGGCACACGAUAAGUCUGGGCAGUGUGGCCAUCAUGUGUGGUUUCUGUAAACCCCCCCAGUCUUUGGAGGCCACUAAAGGAUGCGCCGACUGUAAGUCCAACUUCUGCAAUGAGUGUUUCAAACUGUACCAUCCCUGGGGAACUCCCCGAGCUCAGCACGAACACAUCCUACCCACCAACAACUUCAGGCCAAAGGUCCUAACAUGCACAGAGCACGAGCAGGAGAGACUGCUGUGGUACUGCCGCAACUGCCAGAGGCUGCUGUGUCCACUCUGCAAGCUCAGACGUGUCCACCAUGGACAUAAAGUGUUGCCUACAGCACAGGCCUACCAGGCCCUCAAGGACAAGGUCACCAAGGAAGUCAACUUCAUCCUGGCAAAUCAGGAGACGAUACAGAGUCAGAUCACUCAGCUGGAAGCAACCAUCAAACAGAUGGAGGCUAACAGCACAGUAGCCCUGCAGCAACUGAUCCACAGUUUCAGGGAUCUGGGAGCGGCCGUAGCUGAGCGUCAGGGAUCUUUGGCUCUGGCCCUGGAGGGAUCUCGCAGCAGGAGGGAGGAGGCCCUGUCUGCUCAGGUCUCAGAGAAGAGUGGACUGAUGGAACACGCUGGCCUAAUGGCAUACACACAGGAGCUGCUCAAGGAGACUGACGCUCCCUGCUUUGUACAGGCUGCCAGAGUCACUCACAACAGGCUGGUGAAGGCCAUCGAAAACCUGCAGUGUUUCACUUUCGCUGCAGAUUCCUCCUUCAGACAUUUUCACCUGGAUGCAUCCAAAGAGGUCAAACUCAUCAACAGCUUGGAAUUCAUACGUGCUCCACUGGCUCCAGUCAUCGACACUCAGAAGACAUUGGCUUACGACCAGCUGUUCUUGUGCUGGCGCCUCCCUCAGGACUCGGCCCCAGCUUGGCACUUCUCUGUUGAAUACCAGCGACGAGCGGGAGGAGCCGCAGCCACGUGGGGAGGAACCAGAUCCCCCAACGCUUCAACGGCAUGGCAGCGCCUGGAUGAAGUGAGAGGGACCAGUGCUGUGGUCGAACGGCUUCAGAUUGACAGCAUGUAUGUGCUCAGGGUGAGAGGAUGCAACAAGGCCGGGUUUGGAGAGUACAGUGAAGAGGUGUACCUCCACACACCACCCGCAGCUGUGCUGAGUUUCUCCUUGGACUCUCGCUGGGGUUUGCAUGCUGACAGGCUGGCUCUGGGUAGAGGCCAAACCUAUGCCCGCAGUGUGCCAGGCCUCUCCCUCCUGCAGGUCGCUGACCGCACGCUCACUUCUUGCCACCUGACAUCUGACCUGCUGGUGGCUGACCUGGCCGUCACUCAGGGCCGACACUACUGGGCGUGCUCUGUGGAGCCUAGUUCCUACCUGGUAAAGGUGGGAGUAGGCCAGGAGACAAAGCUACAGGAGUGGUUCCACCUCCCUCAGGACAUGGCCAGCCCUCGCUGUGACCCAGACAGUGGCCAUGACAGUGGAGCAGAAGACGGCCAGGACUCCCCUCCCUUCUGCUUCCUCACCAUAGGCAUGGGCAAGAUCCUGCUCCCACAAGGACACGGUCACAGUCAGAGCCAGGCGGAGAGCCAGAGCCAUGGAGGAGUGCACUCCCACAGCAGCAGCCACAGCAACCUGCCUCACCCUCACACGACUCCUCUGCCGCCCCGACUGGGAGUGUGUCUGGACUGCGAUAAAGGAAGGGUCACCUUCUACGACGCCCACUCGUUACGGAUCCUGUGGGAGGGACACGUGGAUUGCUCAGCUCCGGUGUGUCCGGCCUUCUGCUUCAUCGGCGGGGGAGCCCUGCAGCUUCAGGACCUCGUGGCCAAUCGGAGCAUCGAGGAGCCGCCGCCACGGAGGGUAACCAUCCAGACACGGGCAACAAAUCUGAGCAAAUAAAGAAGGAGGCAGUUUAUGGACACAGUUCACUCAGAGAUGACUCAUCAUGUUGUUGGAGGAGAAGGUGUGUGAGUUCAUAACCAACAGCCUUUGAUACUUGAUUGAACUGUCAAUGAGAGGGAGAUCUCACUAAAUAUCUGGUAUUGUUUUGCAUUUGCAUCUGAAAAAUAUCAAAUCUCUCUUUCUUGCUUGAUAAUAUUUUUUUUCCUUGGACAUUGUGGCUGAAGUGAUUUCCGACUAUGCAGAAUUCUGUUGACAGUGUGAGUCAAGCACCUUUAUAACAGAUUAGAACAAUGACUUGCAUUGUAAGAAAAUCUGCCGUCCAUUAACAUUUUUUUUUCCCAGACAUCAAAAAUUGCAUGCAAGUGUAACUUGUAUACGUAAAUGACAGAAAUGCAGGAAACUGUCAUCUUGUAAAAGCACCUCAGAUGAACUGUAUGUCUAAUUUUCUAUCUUAAUUCUUAUGUAGCCUCAACAACAAUGUGUAAAUAAUGCAGAGUUACAGAAUGUGAAUAUGUUUUGGUUGGUGAACUUCUGCUGGCUCAUGUCAGGAAAUGGACUUUUUAAUAGUCACAGUUUUGCAUUUCAGAAGGAUGUGUGUGACAUUCCGGCUGAGUAAACAUACUCACGGUUGCCUCUGCAUUUUCAGAUUUACA
Molecule: messenger RNA, 3124 nt
Organism: Paralichthys olivaceus (Japanese flounder)
Lineage: Eukaryota; Metazoa; Chordata; Actinopteri; Pleuronectiformes; Paralichthyidae
Gene: trim46a
Product: tripartite motif containing 46a
Biological process (GO): microtubule bundle formation; axonogenesis; neuron migration
Cellular component (GO): main axon
Molecular function (GO): zinc ion binding; protein binding
Source: RefSeq, a predicted model, not a curated record